GUGAUGCCUCCGGACCAAUGAAGGCGCAGAGACGGCGGGGUCGCGAGCCUCCGUUCUCCAUGGCAACGGGCGGCUUCUAAACAGCUUCCCUUCGCGGGCCUCCUCUAGCCCCCCAGACUCGUCGUUGCCGUCUUCGGCCUUCUCCCCUCAGCGUGACCGGCUCCCGCCCGCCAUGGCGGAAUUGGGGCUAAAUGAUCACCAUCAAAAUGAAAUAAUCAAUUACAUGCGUUUUGCUCGUUCCAAAAGAGGUUUGAGACUCAAGACUGUAGAUUCCUGUUUCCAGGAUAUCAAGGAGAGCAGGCUAGUGGAUGAGACCUUCACCAUGGAUGAAGUAACCGAAGUUCUGAAUGAAUUGCAGUCUGUGGUUCAUAGUGAAGUAGAAUCCGAGCUCAUCAAUACUUCCUGUACCAAUGCUUUGCUUCUUCGGCAGCUGUUUUCACAGGCUGAGAAGUGGUACCUUAAGCUCCAGACAGACAUCUCAGAGCUGGAAAAUCGAGAACUAUUAGAACAAGUGGCAGAGUUUGAAAAAGCAGAAUUUACCACUUCAAAUAAAAAGUCGAAUUCAGAGAACAUGAAGCCUUCCAGACUUGUUCCACUUAAUGAAGGCGGAACCUCUGAGCUCUUAAACAAGGAAAUUAUAAGACUUCAGGAAGAAAAUGAAAAACUGAAAUCAAGGGCAAAAGCCAUAGAAUUGCAGGCUACAAAUGCAUUGGAUGAGAAAUCAAAACUAGAGCGAGCUCUGAGAGAUUUACAGAUGGUCCAGGGAGAUCAGAAGACAGUAAUCAGAUCAAAGGAUAUUAGUGAAUUGGAAAAUACGGUUGCAGCGCUGAAGAAUGAGUUUCAUAAGACGCUGAAUGAUUCUACUGAAAACCAGAAGACUUUAGAGGAGAAUUUAGUGUCAACAAAGCAUGACCUACUUAAGGUUCAGGAACAAUUGAGUGUGGCUGAAAAGGAGCUAGAGAAGAAGUUCCAGCAGACCGCAGCUUACCGCAGCCUGAAGGAGAUUCUUACCAAGAAGAAUGAGCAAAUUAAAGAGCUGAGGAAAAGGCUCGCCAAAUAUGAAACUGAAGACUAAGAAACAUGAAAAUUCUGUGAUCUGUCUGGAAGCUGCCACAAAGUGACAGUGUAGACCUUGGUAUCCUCCGUUGUGGACUCAAAAGGGCCUGGGCCCACUUUCUUCUUUUUCUAAUGUUAAAAUAAGUUGGGCCGUUCUUUGGUUUGUUUUAGGAGAUAUGGGGGGAGGGGGGUUGUUGGGUUUUGCUUUUCAAAAAGAAAAGUUUUUCUGUUUUCAUUUGUUUAAUUGGAAAGACGACAAGGUAGCCAUUCUUGUCACUAUGACAUCCAAAGUUUCUCUGCACCUAGGGAAUAGAAAGUUUCUUCUGUACAUAGGAUUUCCUUUGAAAAUAGUGAGAGUUCUUUCUCAGUAGAGAAAAGAUUUUGUUCUGGGAAAGGGAAGAAGAAUCUUGCCCUUUGACAUAAGUGUUCAAAAUUAUACCUUUUGUAUAACUAUGAAGGAAGCUGACAAUAUACAUAUGCAUUCCCCAGGGGGAAAAAGAAGCACAAGGAGUUACUAACAAAUAACUGAAUUUAUUUUUAUUAAAAGUUGAACUUAAUGCAUUUUUCUGGACUUUUGUAGCAGGGAUCUGUCUGUCAUUGGAAGCCUAACCCUAAACUAGCCAUCAUUUAUUUCCAUGAAUUACGUGUUUCUCAGUAGCAUCAGACAAAGUCUAGUUAGUGGGAGAGGUACUGCCGAGAGCCCAAAAGGAGACAGGCCAGUUCUGUGAGAAAUCAGGGCUCCGAGUUGGGGUAUUGGCAAUUAUUAGAAAAACAAACACAGGGCAGCAUGUUUAGUUUUGGGUCCUUAGAAUUUCCUCCCAAGCUACAUGCUAAGUAAAAGCACCUUUUUCAAAACCAUAUUACACUCGAAGUCAAAGUCAGCCUGAGAACGAAAUCUUUCCCUCCACAUUGUUACAAAGGGUGCACACAGUGUCAAAAAUAUGCUCCCAAUUCUUCUUGCUGGUUGACUUUGCAUCGAUCAUUAGACUGUCUGUGCACACAUUUCAUCAUCUGAAAAAAAUAAUAGAAAAAUAGUACUACUGCACAGCAAUGGACUAAGGCCCAGUAAGCUUUUUUAUUUCCUUAACAGAACUCCUGAGUUUACCCCAUUCUAUGAAUGCACUUGGUUAUUCAGCAAGUUAAUGAGUCACAGGUGAAUUAGCUCUUCAGGAAAGUGGAUGUAUAUCACUUACACCUAAUAAACACUGCCGAAGAGAGAGAAUUCAUCACCUCAAAAUGAUAAUUUUCUCCCAGAAAAAAAAAUUUACUUUUAAGAUAAGACUUAUUAUCACUACAUUAUAUUUCUACAUAUUCAUCUAAAAAUGUAUUCUAAUGGGUGUUUAAAAUAUAAAAAAUAUUUUUAUUAAAAAAUUUAUCCUUGACUUUAAGUCAAGAAUAAAAUUAGUUGAAUUUUCCCUGGAAGAGUACAAAGGAACUGUUAAAGGAUCUGCAAAGGGGAACAAAAAUAGUUUUCCAUGUGCUUUUACGUUGGAUUUUGAACUCUUAUUCCAACUCUAUCACUCAACCAUCUCAGUGUCCUUUUGAACCCUUGUUGAACACUAAGCAUACAUUUUUACAAUAUUGUCUUUCUCAAGACCUAUUAACUCUUUAUAGUAAUGCCCGGGGUAAGGCCAACCUGGGAACAAAAGCUUGAUCAUCCCAAAGCCAAGCUCCUGCUUGCCUGGGGUGUGGUUGGAAGCCAAUGGCCUGUGUGCAGGUAUGUUUGCAGUGGUCACAUAAGAGAACUUAUUGGCUAUACUUUGGUCUUUUGGUAUCUCCUUGGUAAUAAUUCUGCACAGUGUACUAUUGGCACAUCCAUAUGUUAACAAACCACCUCAUUUCUGGACUCCUCCAAUCUCACUGUACCCACCACGAGGUGAACUAAUUGGCUGUUACUUGGCAUAGAUCAGUAUGCUGCUUCAUAGCCUAAGCCAGAAUUCUGCAUUUAACAAUCUUGAGCAAAAUAAAAUGUAAAAUGCUCAUUUCCUUGUAAAUUUUAGCUUUAAUAUAUAUUUCAUUUAACAAAGAAGUUUUCUUUUAGGUCUCGGCGUUUUCCAUUUUUAGGAAUGUUAGUUCAAACUCUUGAGUGACAUGCCACUCAAUAAUAAUGCUUAUUUUAUUUCUCACCUCCCAAUCUCGAGGCAUCUGCUCCAAAAGGACCAGUUUUCUGCUCAGUCAUAAUGAAUCAGACCCUUUGUAGGCAGAAUCAAAAAGUAAAGGGGUCUUUGGUUGAAUUUCUUCUAUUCAUUAUAUAUUUAUCCCUUUGUUUCAUAUCAUGUACAACAUGUUCAAUCUAUAUGUAUUCAAUAAAUCUUAAA
Messenger RNA from Dromiciops gliroides (monito del monte), 3374 nucleotides. RefSeq names its product leucine zipper transcription factor like 1 (gene LZTFL1). The record is from RefSeq and is a predicted model, not a curated record. Lineage: Eukaryota; Metazoa; Chordata; Mammalia; Microbiotheria; Microbiotheriidae. Gene Ontology annotation, cellular component: cytoplasm. Bases 173 to 1075 code for a protein of 300 amino acids. Gene Ontology annotation, biological process: negative regulation of protein localization to cilium. The transcript has 10 exons.